CAAUGAACGCGGCCAGCAGCGGACGGGCUGAAAGCCAGUGGAGGCGUGUUGCAGUUUCACGCACAGAUGUUUUCAGUUUGACGUCCUCCUCCGUCUCGUCUGGAUGCCCCCACUGUUUCGUGCCCGAGGAGAAGGGGAAGAUGGAGCCAGACAUGACGGAAGUGCAUCCAGUGAUUUAUUUUUUUUACAAAAAAAUUUAGAUAUUUAGCAAUGCAGCGGGGAUGAGUAAGGAAAAUCAACACAUCUUCUUCUCAAACAUAAGUGUGGUCUGUAUCAGCCUCCAAUGCUGUCUGUAAAGCAGCAUGAACAGCGACAGCCCUAUUCCACUGCAUUCAGUUCCUAACUGAAGUCAGUGUCUUCAGAAGGAUCCAGGAACAUGGUGACAUUAAGGAGAAUCCUCCAUCUGAAGGGAGACGUGUUGUGCACAAUGCUGCUACUGGUGCUCUUCUGCCUGCUGCUCUAUGCCCGCCAGGUUGUGCUCUCCUCUGCGUGGGGCAGGCCUGUGUGGAAGAUAGAGAUCCACGGCUCGACCAGCUCCAGCAGGACAUUGCUUGGCGCUGGCAGAGCUAAAGCGGUCAAGGAGUCUCCAGGGCAGAUUCCAUCCAGUCCUUCAGAGCCACAGCUGCCUCCCUGCAAACCCCAGUCCAAGUCCCAACCUCCUCUGUCCAAGUUGAAAGCUCCCCAGCUCAAGACCAAACCUCAGUCCAAAGAUGUUGUCAAAUCUAAAAAGAGAUCUAAGUCCCAACUAAAAAAUGUUGUCCCAACCAAGGCUGUCUUAAGGCCCCUGCCUACGUUGCCACCAUUUGACUUUGAGGGGUAUCUGAGAGAAAAGGACAACCGAAACUUUAAGCUCCUCAUAGACCAGCCGGAGAAAUGUCACAUUGGAGGAGCAGUGGAGGAAGCAGCAGCAGGAGGAGGAGGGAGUGAAGGGUCUACCACUGCUCCCUACAUGCUUAUUGCAGUGAAAUCGAUUCCUGGAGAUUUUGAUAAACGUCAGGUGGUACGUCGGACCUGGGGUAAAGAGGGACUUUUUCAAAAGGACGUGUCCAUCCGGACUGUUUUCCUGCUGGGGGUUCCCAGGAAUCGGACUGCUCUGCCUCUUUGGGACCGGCUCAUGACCUACGAAAGUCAAACCUUUGGGGAUAUCCUACUCUGGGACUUUGAAGACACCUUCUUCAACCUGACACUGAAGGAAACACAUUUUCUCAAAUGGAUUAACAGCAGCUGUCCUCAUGUCAAAUUCAUCUUCAAGGGCGACGCUGAUGUCUAUGUGAAUGUGGAGAACAUAGUAGAGAUGCUACAAGGUCAAAAGCCAGAAGAGGAUCUGUUUGUUGGAGAUAUUAUUAUCAAUGCUAAACCAAUUCGGCGGCGCAAUUCCAAAUACUAUGUUCCAGAGUUUGUUUAUGGAGGGGGUUUGUACCCGAACUACGCUGGGGGAGGAGGGUUUGUCAUGUCAGGGCAUACGGCUCGGAGACUUAGCUCUGCCUGUCAACAGGUGGAGUUGUUCCCCAUUGAUGAUGUCUUUCUAGGAAUGUGCCUCCGGCUGAUUGGCGUGGAACCAUCUCGCCACCAGGGCUUUCGGACUUUUGGGAUUCCGCGGCCCUCUGCAGCACCCCACCUUCAGACGUUUGACCCUUGUUUUUACAGGGAACUCAUGGUUGUUCACAGCCUGAGUGUUCCUCAGAUCUGGCUCAUGUGGAACCUCCUGCACGACCCCAGACUGAGGUGCCACAACCGGACCAGCCAGACAUCCUGGCCCUUUAAGUGGAAGGAUAAGAUGAGUAAAACAACUGGUAAAGAGAAGGAUUAUGGUGAGACGGACGUGUUCAUCUCGCAUUAGUGACUCCCUGUGGGGCUGAUUGGGCUCUCUAAGAUAGCAAAGACGAAAUGGUUAAAAAGUUGGAAUCUUUGGCCAACAUGAAAGACUUGAGACGUCUUAAAAAGAACCGUUGAGUCUUUUGAGACUUUGUCCAAGAUGGUAGAUCAUCUUUGGGGAAAUGAAUUGGCAAAAGUCUUGAUUUUUCAGCAAGGAAAGAGAAGAGAAUUUGGGUUUUUGCCACCCAAGGCCAUCUGUGUGAUCACAACAGUGCACGACCAUGUAAGUUGACGACAAUUCACGAUUGUGAGAAGACUAAUGAAUGUGUAAUCUGAACGUAUUGUUCUAAUUGUUUACACAGAGACACAGUAAGAUGUAAGGAACACUUAGCUGAUGUGUUGUUAGCUGGUAAACCCCGUCCAAGCGUGAAGUAUUUGUGUUUCUGAGACCUUUGGCAUCAUUAUAAAAGAGUACCAUAAUGCACGUCAGACUGUGGAGAGCCAGGACUGGGGAGGACACUGUGUACUGGGAAAGUGGACUCGCCAAAAAUCCCUGUGAGAGCUGUAGGAUGAUGGAGGCACAAAUGGAGACUUAGAUUCCCUGGAGGAACCAUAAAUGAAGCCUAAAUAGGAAACAGCUGGGAGACACACAAGUUUGAGUUAUUUGAGCAAAAGCCUGAUGUUUGAGGAGCAUGUGUAGUUUCAUGUAAAUGCUGUUAUGAAAUACUAUAAUAGUUUGUUUUGUGUGUAGUUGUUCUUUUGUUACAACUUUGUUCGUUUUAAUUCUUAGGACAGACCUCGAUGGAUGAAAAUUGAUCACAUUUGUGUGUCUUGCAGUGUGACUGUUCAACACCCUCAUGCUGUUUCAAUAAAUAUUCGAUGGAUUGCCAUGAAAUUUAGUACGGACAUGACUGUGCUAAUAUGGCAUAAGGCAACACUAAAUUCAACAAAUUUGCACAAAAUGCAAGAGACUGUUGAAAUAAGUGAAAUAAAAAUUUGACGAUGGCAACUGUUUGCAAAAUCACUAGUGAUAGCGAGCUGAAAUACCAUUAAGAAAUGUGGUUGGAACAGACUGUGAACAAAAUGAAGUUUGAAUACGCAUCUGAUCAUCUUGAAUGAAUAGUACUUAUUAAAUAAAUAAAUCAACUGUUACCUUGAGUUCCAGAAUUGUUUUUUUCAGGAAAAGUUCAUAUCCUAUAAACUAGAAAUAAAAGCCAGUCUUUUACACAUCCACAUUUAUUGAAAUGUUUAUAUCACUUCGUUUUUUAAACUUUGACAUUGAUGUUGCCAUUUCUAUUCAUCACAGUCCAGUCCAUUUAUCGCAUUAGUUACACCGCAGUAGCCUUCAAAAUGCAGAGAAAAUCAUUUUGCUGUAGCAAAGUCAACCGAAUUGUUCUCGAAUCGUAUUAUUGCAUUUUUUCAGUAAAAAUGCUAAAGAAUUGGACUUAUAUCUGCA
Pungitius pungitius (ninespine stickleback) is the source of this 3271-nucleotide messenger RNA. RefSeq names its product UDP-GlcNAc:betaGal beta-1,3-N-acetylglucosaminyltransferase 9 (gene b3gnt9). The transcript has 8 exons. Lineage: Eukaryota; Metazoa; Chordata; Actinopteri; Perciformes; Gasterosteidae. The record is from RefSeq and is a predicted model, not a curated record. Gene Ontology annotation, cellular component: Golgi membrane. Gene Ontology annotation, molecular function: hexosyltransferase activity; UDP-glycosyltransferase activity. The coding region runs from base 377 to 1840 and encodes 487 amino acids.